CCCAAAAUAAAAUAAAUGAUCACAAAAUUUGAGCCAAUCAGGAAACGCUUUCUAUCAGCAUCUGCACCAUUUCUCGCUGCAACGAAAAUAUCAGAAUUCAAGAAUCGAACUUCACCGUUCACCCAGAAAACCGAAAAUGAGAAGACUUGGAGCUUAGAUUUUGCUUCCCCCUACUCUUAUGGUAACUUUCAGAUGGUGGGCGGUAUACUCUCUUUGCAAUCUCAAGGCUUCAAAGCAGCAGCAACUUCAGCUUCUCUACUCAACUCAUCGCUUUUAGCAUCUCAUAGAUUCUCUUCCUCCCCUAUAUCUCUCUUCAAGGAAUCAGUUUCAAAUGCCAGGGAAUUAUCCUCCAAACAAAGUUCUUUCCGCGGAGGUCGCCAAAUCAACUUCGCGCGAUUUUUUCGGCGCACUCGACGACGAAAGAGAACAGGGGUUGUGCUUUCACCAACCUGUGUCCUGCCACUCACUGAAGAGAAUGUAGAGAAGGUUUUGGAUGAGGUAAGGCCUAGCUUGAUGGCUGAUGGAGGAAAUGUCGCUCUACAUGAAAUAGAUGGCCUUGUUGUUGUGCUCAAGCUACAAGGAGCAUGCGGGUCAUGUCCUAGCUCGACCAUGACCUUAAAGAUGGGCAUCGAGACACGCCUCAAAGAUAAGAUUCCUGAAAUCCUGGAGGUGGAGCAGAUAGUCGACACUGAGACUGGACUCGAGUUAACUGAGGAUAAUGUUGAAACCGUUCUUGCUGAGAUUAGACCAUACCUUGGUGGCACUGGGGGAGGAACAUUGGAACUUGUUCAGAUCAAUGACUAUGUCGUCAAAGUUCGCCUUAGUGGACCGGCUGCGAAAGUCAUGACCGUUCGUAUUGCCCUAACACAAAAGUUGAGAGACAAGAUACCUUCCAUUGCAGCCGUGCAGCUAAUAGAAUGAUAGAUUCCAUAUUAAUUUGAAAGCAAACGUAUGAACAUGUACAUUUCUCUGCAGAGAUAUAUUCAAUGUCCAUCAUACAGGAUUUAACGAUUGUCUCGACUUUACCCUGAAGAUUUCAUCCCAUUUGGGUGCAAAUGAAUAUUAUUAUUUCUUUUUUCA
Molecule: messenger RNA, 1080 nt
Organism: Prosopis cineraria
Lineage: Eukaryota; Viridiplantae; Streptophyta; Magnoliopsida; Fabales; Fabaceae
Product: nifU-like protein 3, chloroplastic
Exons: 4
Coding region: 16-921 (301 amino acids)
Biological process (GO): iron-sulfur cluster assembly
Cellular component (GO): mitochondrion; chloroplast stroma
Molecular function (GO): iron ion binding; iron-sulfur cluster binding
Source: RefSeq, a predicted model, not a curated record